Paramisgurnus dabryanus is the source of this 2029-nucleotide messenger RNA. RefSeq names its product glyoxylate/hydroxypyruvate reductase B. Gene Ontology annotation, cellular component: cytosol. Lineage: Eukaryota; Metazoa; Chordata; Actinopteri; Cypriniformes; Cobitidae. The record is from RefSeq and is a predicted model, not a curated record. Gene Ontology annotation, molecular function: NAD binding; glyoxylate reductase (NADPH) activity; hydroxypyruvate reductase [NAD(P)H] activity.
AACGCCCCCUUCUGGUUAUUUAUGAGACUGCGACAUUAAUGGAAACGAAAGGGGUAUUUCGGUGGGGGUUUUUUGUUAUUGACUGGACUUUAACACUGUUAAGGACUGGACUGUAACACAAGAGGCUAUGGAGAAACCAUGCAUUUUGGCCACCACUCCCGGAGAAAAUGGAAGCAUCAAUCGGUGUUUUGCGCCUUGUAUUGAGAAACACUUCACUAUAGUACCAUAUGAGAAAUUUGUUUUGCAGAAAGAGGACUUCGCUGACAAAAUCCAGGCACUGUUUGUUUGGGGUGUAACAAUAAAUGUUGAUCGCAAUCUGUUACAGUCCUUACCUAACCUCAAAGUUGUAGUAAACGGUGGGGUUGGAGUUGAUCAUCUUGAUAUUUCUCUUAUCAAUAGCUUUGGAGUCAAAGUUUCCAACACUCCUCACGUGGUGGACAAUGCCACUGCAGAUAUUGGCAUGGGUUUAAUGUUAGCGUCUGCACGAAAGAUUGUUGAGGGACAUAUUUUUAGUAGGUUUCGGGAAACUGAUGAUUUGACAACGAUAUCCUUGGGCACUGACGUUAGUGGAGCCACCCUUGGCAUAGUUGGCAUGGGUAAAAUUGGAUACAAAGUAGCUAGGAGAGCUCAAGGGUUUGAGAUGAAAAUCCUUUACCACAAUAGGAAUCGAAGGACAGAGAGUGAAGAAAGAGCAGUUGGGGCCACAUAUUGUGAAAGUAUGGAAGAGUUGUUGCGGAGGUCAGACUUUGUCAUGGUGGUAGUCGAUCUAAACCCUCAGACACACAAGCUGAUUGGUGCCAAAGAGCUUGCAUUAAUGAAACCCAGCGCAACCCUUAUCAACAUUAGCAGAGGUUUGGUUGUGGAACAAGACGCUUUAGUGGAUGCUCUGCAAAAGAAAGCGAUACGAGCCGCAGCAUUAGAUGUUACUUAUCCUGAGCCACUGCCUAGGGACCAUCCCCUGCUGUCCUUCCCAAAUGUCAUCGUCAUGCCCCACUUUGGAACCCACACUAUGGAAACAAGACAGGUUAUGGUGGAGAGGAUGGUGACCAAUGCCUUGGCUGCUCUCAAUGGAGACCAGCUUCCUGACGAAGUCAAGGCAUAGGGGCAGAUCACAGAGCCAUUUUUCCAUUUUUAUUUAAAGCAAAACAAAAACACUACUGAUUUUAUUUUAUUAUUAUAAAACUGAAAAAAAGAAUAUAUAUACUUUUCUACUUUUCUUAGUAAAAUCAUAAAAUGUAUACUGAUCCUGCUAUGAAAAAUUACUCUAAAAAUAAACUCAACCCUUCAGUAAAGAAAAUACAGUGUUUUUUCUUUAAAUUCCAGCUUGUUUAUUAUGUCUAUUGUGAAUAUUAGCCUACAUUUUAAUUAUUUGUUUGAUACUUUGUGACCUUUUGCAUCACUUGUCAAUCUUUCUGGUUUCAUAACGUUUUUAUUUCCUCUUGCCAAUAUUUUCGUCACUUUUUUUGUUGUCAACCAGCGAAAAAUUUAACUUCUGAAAUGCUUAGUGAUGUUUCUGAAAAGCAAUGGACAAUUAAUAAAUGGUCAGCCUCAGUGUAUAAUGUUGCUUUUGUUCGUUUUUGCAUUGUGAACAUAGGUAACCAUAAAUCUGAGUGGACAUCCAUGACAUGUGGAGUCCCGCAGGGCUCAAUUCUGGCACCGCUUCUGUUAAAUCUGUAAAUGCUCCCACUUGGUCAAAUAAAAAAAGGACCAAAUUGCUUACCACAGCUAUGCAGAUGACACCCAGAUAUACUUAGCCCUGUCACCCAAUGACUAGAGCCCCAUUGACUCUCUAUGUAAAUGCAUUGAUGAAAUUAACAGUUGGACGUAUCAAAAAUUUUCCCCAGUUAAACAUUCAUUGUAUUUGGAAAUAAAGAUGAAGGUUAACACACACCUUGACUCUAGGGGUCUAAAGACACAAAAUAAAGUCAGAAAUCUUGGUGUAAUUUUAGAGUCUAACCUGUGUCUGAAUAAACUUGUGUAUGAAUUAACCAGUUCUCUCUCGCCAUGAAUAUAGCCUUAGAUGCUGGAA